Molecule: messenger RNA, 1776 nt
Organism: Diaporthe citri
Lineage: Eukaryota; Fungi; Ascomycota; Sordariomycetes; Diaporthales; Diaporthaceae
Exons: 7
Coding region: 1-1776 (591 amino acids)
Biological process (GO): glycerol catabolic process
Cellular component (GO): cytosol
Molecular function (GO): ATP binding; glycerone kinase activity
Source: RefSeq, a predicted model, not a curated record
AUGUCAGACAAGCACUUCUUCCCCGAAACCGCAGCGAACACCCUGGUCCCUCGCUAUCUCCGUUCAUUAACGGCCUCAAACCUCCAUCUCGCAUUGAUAGAGUCGGAGCGCGUAGUCUACGACCCGCACCACAACCCUUCCACCGUAUCAAUCAUCAGCGGCGGAGGCUCAGGUCACGAGCCAGGAUGGUCGGGAUACGUGGGCAGUGGCGCGCUCUCCGGUGCAGCCUGCGGUGAUAUCUUUGCCUCACCCAGCACCAAACAGGUUCUCGCAGCAAUCGAGGCCACCCCGUCUGAGCAAGGUCACAUAUUGAUGAUUACUAAUUAUACCGGCGACAAGCUUCACUUCGGGCUCGCAGCUGAGAGAGCCAAGGUGCAAGGAUUGUCAAAGAAAGUGGCUAUGAUUCAUCUAGCGGAUGAUGUGAGUAUCGGGAGGAGUCGGUGUGGUGCUGUGGGAAGGAGAGGAAUGCCGGGGCACAUUGUUCCCAUGAAAAUCACGGGCGCUGCAGCUGCCAGGAAGUACGAGUUCGAGAGGACCGUGAAGUUGGGAAGGAGCGUCAACUCCCAGGUCGUCUCGAUUGGAUCUGCUCUAGAUCACUGUCAUGUGCCAGGUCGUCAGGGUAAUGAGACGAUCCCCAAUGACGUUGCUAUCGUGGGCGCUGGUAUUCACAAUGAGCCUGGCGCCCAGAGACUCUCGCCCUUUCCCCAGGUGGAUGAGCUCAUCCAGUACUGCCUCAAGCUUCUUUGCGAUCCAGAGGACAAGGAGCGAUACUUCGUCACAUUCGAGAAGGGAGACUCGACCGUGCUUGUGAUCAAUAAUUAUGGCGGCAUGUCGAACCUCGAACUUGGAGCUCUCACAGAUGAGACAAUUACACAACUCGCCUCAAAGUGGGACAUCAAGCCCGUCAGGAUACUCACGGGCGCCUUCGAGACUUCUCUCAACGCGCCCGGAUUUUCUAUCUCACUAUGCAACCUCUCUGCCGCCUCGAGGGAAUCAGAUACAUCCGUAGACGAGCUCCUGGAACUUUUGGAUGCACCAACAACAGCUGUUGGAUGGCCGAAUUUGACUGCACCUAACCCACAUCAGAACGGGGCCAGGCAAAAGCAACUCUCUCAAACCAAAGGCAAGAUCAAGUCCAAUGACGGUACAGAUAUCACAUUGGAUCCUAAGCUGCUAGACACCGUGAUCCGGUCCGCGUGCGAGGCAGCAAUUGCUGCAGAGCCCAAUUUGACUAAAUUGGAUACGAUCAUGGGAGAUGGAGAUUGCGGCGAAGCUGUCAAGGGAGUCUCUGAGUCCGUGGUAAAAAUCCUCAACACCAAUGGAGCAGGCAAGGGCUCAGUGCUAGACUUCCUUAACGCGACAACGGACGCAGUAGACGACAUGGGUGGGACCCUGGGCGCUAUCCUGGGAAUCCUCCUCUCCGCCUUCGCAUCCGCCCUUAAGGAGCAAUCUACCUCCGCUGGGAACUCGGAAAAAUUCGCAGCAGCUUUGGAACAAGCUGUCGCAGCCUUGAAGACCCACACUAGUGCGAGAGAGGGCGAUCGUACGGUGAUGGACGUGUUGCUCCCCUUUACUGAUGAGUUUGCACGGUCGAAGGAUUUCCACCAGGCUGUGGGCGUUGCAAAGGAGAAGGCUGAGGCUACGAAAUUCCUCAAGGCCAAGUUCGGACGGGCUACGUAUGUUGCAGAGGCGCAGGGGCAGGAGCUGCCGGAUCCGGGGGCCUGGGCUUUGUAUGAGUGGUUGGAUGGAAUGUCGAGGGCUGUCAAGACAUUUUAG